UUCACCUUUUUAUUAAUCAAACAUUAUGUCUCUUAAUAAAUUUCUUCCGUACAUUUUCCUACUCUGUCUUCAGUCUUCUUUUCUGCUGUCAUUUUCUUGCUCCAAUGGUGAAUGCAAGAAUUCACAGGAUUUAAUGGAAGUUGAUUUCUGUGGGAAAUGUGAAGAAGGGUUCCGGUGCUUCGAUUGUAUAGCAGGAUUUAAAGGGCUGAGCUGCUUUAGAAGUACCACCACCGAUCAAUUCAAACUCCUGAACAAUUCUCUACCUUUCAACAAAUACGCAUUCUUGACAACACAUAACGCUUUUGCUAUUGGUGGAGAACAAUCUCAUACCAAAGUUCCUCGAAUCACCUUUUCAAAUCAAGAAGAUAGCAUCACUCAACAGCUACAAAAUGGAGUUCGAGCCUUGAUGCUUGAUACAUCUGACUUCAAUGGAGAUGUAUGGUUGUGCCAUUCGUUUGGAGGAAAAUGCUAUGAUUAUACUGCUUUUGAACCAGCAAUUGAUACUUUGAAAGAGAUUGAAUCUUUCUUAUCUUCCAACCCAACAGAGAUUGUGACCUUGAUAUUGGAGGACUAUGUUAAGGCACCCAAGGGGUUAACCAACGUAUUUACAAAGGCGGGGUUAAUAAAGUACUGGUUUCCUACUUCAAGGAUGCCAAAACAAGGCCAAGAUUGGCCAUUAGUUAGUGACAUGGUAGCGAAAAACCAAAGGCUACUUGUGUUUACUUCUAUGAAAUCUAAGGAAGCUAGUGAAGGCAUCGCGUAUCAAUGGAAUUAUAUGGUCGAAAAUCAAUAUGGAGACGGUGGAAUGAAAGCAGGAAAUUGCACAAACAGGGCAGAAUCAUCAGCUCUUGAUGUUACAACCAAGUCUCUUGUUCUAGUUAACUUUUUUAGGUCUGUGCCCUUGAGGGACCUUUCUUGUGUUGACAAUUCCGCGAAUUUGAUCAAAAUGCUUCAUACAUGCCAUGAUGUUGCUGGAAAGAGAUGGGCUAAUUUCGUUGCUGUUGAUUAUUACAAGAGAAGUGAGGGAGGGGGUGCUUUUGAUGCCCUAGACAUGUUAAAUGGAGAGCUGCUUUGUGGGUCUGAUAAUGUACAUGCUUGUAAGCAUGGAUAAUUACACUCUGGAUUCUACAAUUGUAUGCGAUAAAGCUUCAUAUCAUUUGCUAGGCUGCUAUGUGAUCUCAUCUUUGACAGUCUCUUCAACAAAUUCUUACAUUGUAACAAACACAAAUUGUGUUAUGUAAGCAUCAAUUGUCAUUGGCAUCAUCAAGCUAUUAAAAUGUCAACUGUUAUUUCACUAUUUGAUUAAGGGGUAUAAUAGAAAUUUUUUCAUUGCCCAAAAAAAAAAAAGGGUUAAAUUGUUGGGUUUAGAACAUAAUGCAUUGCAAUUCCGGUAGACUUGA
Chenopodium quinoa (quinoa) is the source of this 1400-nucleotide messenger RNA. Its product is annotated as PI-PLC X domain-containing protein At5g67130-like. Gene Ontology annotation, molecular function: phosphoric diester hydrolase activity. NCBI's taxonomy places the organism in Eukaryota, Viridiplantae, Streptophyta, Magnoliopsida, Caryophyllales, Amaranthaceae. The transcript is spliced from 8 exons. Bases 26 to 1111 code for a protein of 361 amino acids. The record is from RefSeq and is a predicted model, not a curated record. Gene Ontology annotation, biological process: lipid metabolic process.